This is a messenger RNA of Emys orbicularis (European pond turtle), 2067 nucleotides long. It is a transcript of the gene GRK3, whose product is annotated as G protein-coupled receptor kinase 3. The transcript has 21 exons. Lineage: Eukaryota; Metazoa; Chordata; Testudines; Emydidae. The record is from RefSeq and is a predicted model, not a curated record. The coding region runs from base 1 to 2067 and encodes 688 amino acids. Gene Ontology annotation, biological process: desensitization of G protein-coupled receptor signaling pathway; protein phosphorylation; G protein-coupled receptor signaling pathway. Gene Ontology annotation, molecular function: G protein-coupled receptor kinase activity; G protein-coupled receptor binding; ATP binding.
AUGGCGGACCUGGAGGCGGUGCUGGCCGAUGUCAGCUACCUGAUGGCGAUGGAGAAGAGCAAGAGCACCCCGGCGGCGCGGGCCAGCAAGAAGAUCAGCCUGCCGGAGCCCAGUAUCCGCAGUGUGAUGCAGAAGUAUCUUGAGGAGAGAGGUGAAUUAACCUUUGACAAGAUUUUCAAUCAGAAGAUUGGAUUUUUGCUUUUUAAAGAUUAUUGUAUGAAUGAAAUUGAUGAAGGUGUCCCUCAGCUGAAAUUUUAUGAAGAGAUAAAAGAAUAUGAAAAACUGGAUUCUGAGGAGGAACGUCUUAGCAGAAGUCGGCAGAUUUAUGACACAUACAUAAUGAAAGAGCUGCUGUCUUGCUCACAUCCGUUCUCAAAGAAAGCUGUAGAUCAUGUACAAACUCACCUUGCCAAGAAACAAGUGCCACCAAGUCUUUUUCAGCCAUACAUAGAAGAAAUUUGUGAUAGUCUCCGAGGAAAAAUAUUUCAAAAAUUUAUGGAAAGUGACAAGUUUACUAGAUUUUGUCAAUGGAAAAAUGUAGAACUAAAUAUUCAUCUGACCAUGAAUGACUUUAGUGUACACAGAAUAAUUGGGCGAGGGGGAUUUGGUGAAGUAUAUGGUUGCAGAAAAGCAGACACUGGAAAAAUGUAUGCAAUGAAAUGUUUAGAUAAGAAGAGGAUCAAGAUGAAGCAAGGAGAAACAUUAGCCUUAAAUGAAAGAAUUAUGCUGUCGCUAGUCAGUACUGGAGACUGCCCUUUUAUAGUGUGUAUGACCUAUGCCUUCCACACCCCUGACAAACUCUGCUUCAUCCUGGACCUGAUGAAUGGAGGAGAUUUGCACUACCACCUCUCACAGCACGGGGUGUUUUCUGAGAAGGAGAUGAGGUUUUAUGCUACUGAAAUCAUCCUGGGCUUAGAACACAUGCACAAUCGAUUUGUUGUAUACAGAGACUUGAAGCCUGCAAACAUCCUGUUGGAUGAGCACGGACACGUAAGGAUAUCAGACCUUGGUCUUGCUUGUGAUUUUUCCAAAAAGAAACCACAUGCUAGUGUUGGUACCCACGGAUACAUGGCUCCUGAGGUGCUCCAGAAAGGAACAGCAUACGAUAGCAGCGCAGACUGGUUCUCUUUAGGCUGUAUGCUUUUCAAACUUCUGAGAGGUCACAGUCCUUUCAGACAGCACAAAACCAAAGAUAAGCAUGAGAUCGACCGGAUGACGCUCACCGUGAAUGUGGAGUUACCAGAUUCAUUUUCCCCUGAACUAAAGUCCCUUUUGGAAGGGCUUCUGCAACGUGAUGUUAGCAAGAGGCUUGGCUGUCAGGGUAGCAGCGCGCAAGAAAUAAAAGAGCAUCAUUUUUUCAAAGGGAUUGACUGGCAGCAAGUCUACUUACAAAAGUAUCCUCCUCCACUAAUUCCUCCCCGGGGAGAAGUAAAUGCAGCAGAUGCUUUUGAUAUUGGCUCCUUUGAUGAAGAGGACACUAAAGGCAUUAAGUUGGUUGAUAGUGACCAAGAAUUGUAUAAGAACUUCCCUCUGGUAAUAUCAGAGCGUUGGCAGCAAGAAGUAGCAGAAACUGUUUAUGAUGCAGUAAAUGCAGACACGGAUAAAAUUGAGGCCAGGAAGAGGGCUAAAAAUAAACAACUUGGCCAUGAGGAAGAUUAUGCACUAGGGAAGGACUGCAUUAUGCAUGGGUACAUGUUGAAAUUGGGGAACCCAUUCUUGACUCAGUGGCAACGUCGUUACUUUUACCUCUUUCCAAACCGACUUGAAUGGCGAGGAGAAGGAGAAUCACGGCAAAAUCUACUGACAAUGGAACAGAUAGUCUCAGUGGAAGAAACUCAGAUUAAAGAUAAGAAAUGCAUCUUGCUGAGAAUUAAAGGAGGAAAACAAUUUGUCCUGCAGUGUGAGAGUGACCCAGAGUUUGUUCAGUGGAAAAAAGAGCUGACAGAAACCUUUACUGAGGCACAGAGGCUGCUGCGUCGCGCUCCAAAGUUUCUCAAUAAAUCUCGCUCAACAGUUGUAGAGCUUUCAAAGCCACCACUCAGCCAUAGGAAUAGCAAUGGGCUGUAG